Molecule: messenger RNA, 6860 nt
Organism: Centropristis striata (black sea bass)
Lineage: Eukaryota; Metazoa; Chordata; Actinopteri; Perciformes; Serranidae
Gene: tp53bp1
Product: tumor protein p53 binding protein, 1
Exons: 32
Coding region: 1681-6726 (1681 amino acids)
Biological process (GO): DNA damage checkpoint signaling; positive regulation of transcription by RNA polymerase II
Cellular component (GO): nucleus
Molecular function (GO): histone binding
Source: RefSeq, a predicted model, not a curated record
GAGACUGUUAAAAUAAAACUGUGACUGUACGCAGUGAGCAAACUGUACUCUGAAUGAAUUAACACAGAUAUUGACAUGCAGGUUUUUUAUCUUCUUUUCAGGAUGUUAAUGAGGAUUAGAAACUCGUUAGAGAUUCUGCUCACAUGCUUUAUUGAUGUAAAUGACCAGCAGUUAGUGAUUUUCUCCUGGUAGAAUAUAACAAAGUAAGUUUACUAAGAUACUGUAUUCACGUCAAAUUUUGAGCUGCUUACUUAACUUCAUGCACUUAUCCGAUUGCAAAGUAUAAUUUGAUGUUUGAGGUCAUCCACUGCAGGCGAUAUACACGGCAAGAGAGGAUUUUUUCUUGCAAAUGUAUAACUUUAUAAUCUUAGAGAAUAUGUGGCGUAUUUGUGAGUUUUUUUCUCUUCAAUUAACCAUUUAAAUCUCAAGUCAAGUUUUUCAUUGUAAAUUUGUGAUUUUUUUAUUGUAAAUUUAUUUAAAAAAUAAAUUAAAAAAAAGGUACAUUUUGUGAGUUAUUUUAUUGUUAUCUCAGAGAAAAUCCAUUUUUCUUGUAAUUUUUUUUUCUUUUCUUGUAGAUUUGUGAGGUUUUUUAUUGUAGAUUUGUGAGUUUUUUUUUAUUAUAGAUUUGUGAGUUUUUUAUUGUAAAUUUGCGAAUUUCUUCUCAGAAUAUUACUGUUGUUGUAGUGGAGUAAUUCCACAGUGUAGUAUAAGUACUUUUACUGCAGUAAAUUAUCUGAAUACUACACAACAUCCACAUUUUUGCGCUUCAUUUGUGAAUCUUGGUCUAAUCAGGAGCAGCUGACUGACUCUCAGUGAUCGCAGACAAGCAGCAGCUGGGUUGACUCUUCGUCUCUCACACUGAAGCAGAAACUGUCCAAAGUGUGGCUGAAAUCCAUGAAUAUUACUACCAGCUAUGAACGGAGCAGUAAUUGUGUUAAUUAAAUCAUUACAGUCUGUCAUCACACCAGUUCAGAGGAAUGUCGACCAACACGAGAAGAAAUGGACGAUUACUUUGAUGUUGGACCCUCAAGAUUAAACUGUUGGACUUCAGACUGCUCUGAAGAGCCUCAAACUGUGACGACGGGACGUUAAUGUGACACCAGAGAGGACGGAGGGACGAAGAGGACGUCAGCGUCCCUACGACCUUCACAUGGACAGAAAGUGGGUCUCUGCAGCAGCCGCUCGGCUCACUCACCUUGUGUGAUCUGUGUCCUGGCACCGUCGAGGUGAUGUCCGGUGGAAAUCUCUCCGAUCACGAUCAGCAUGCGGUAGUUUCUGCGGUGGGACGCGGCUCCGGCGCCGUGCUGCUGUCCAUGUUGCUGAACACACUCCUGCGGCUCCGCAGAGGCAGCCGCUGCGAUGGGGAUCUCCAUGGUAACAGUGCCACCAGUGGACGCUGAGCCCUCUUCCAUCUCCAUGACAACUGCAUCCGGAGCAGGAACCAUGACGGUGCAGGAUGAGCGGGGAGGACCGGAGGGCGGGGCUCUGAGGACGGCGAUCGUCUGAUUGGACGGAAGGAAAGAUGUGUGUGAGCAGCAGUGAGUCAGCACUCUCAGACCCUCACACACUCCAGAGUGUCUGCUGCCCUCUGCUGGCGGCUGACGGAACUGCAGGGGGCAGAUUUAUUAUUAAUAAAUCUAACACCAGCCCGCCGCCUCCUCCCGUCCUCGGCCUGACCUCAUGGAUCCCGGCGGAAGUGAACUGGACUCCAGCCUGCCUCAGCCCGAGACCCCGUGUCUGAUCGUGGAGGACUCGCAGCCGGACAGCGUCGCUCUGGAGGACGACCCGGAGAGCAGCUACCGAGCUCUGCUGGCCCGGCGCCUGUCCAGCCUGCAGCCCACCGCCCGCAGCCCUGUCCUGAUGGAGACAUCAGUCCAGCCAUCACUCCAUCCAUCCAGCCAGCCGUCCACUAUUCAGGGUCUCUUGGUGAGAUCGGACGAGAGGCGGAGAGGCAGGGAGCUGAUCUCGUCUCCGUUGGGAAGCAGAUACUCUCAGACUGACAGCCAAUCAGAAAGCUCCCAGAAUAACAACCAGGCAGAACCCGACGUUGUCAUGGCGGCCAACCCCAGCUCUGCCUUCCAGGAGGAAAGUCAGGUCCUGAGCAUUUGUCCUCCUCCGAACAAGAACAAGUGUGAAACGGAGGAUGUGGAUUCUGGAGCUGAUUCCACCACACACUGCAUCCAGUCUGAAGAGGGAACCUCUCAGUUUGGCUUUCUGGAGCUUUCUCAGAGUCAGGAUCUGCGUGCUGAAGUGGGGAACAGUCGAGUGGAAGAAGACAGCAGCGUACCGCAGCCCGACAGCGACAGACGCACCAAAUUAGCGGAGCAGAACAUCAGCUCCAGGACUUCAGAGAGUCAGGACAACAAAGCUGUGAGAUCUGAGGUGAGCUCCAGCAGCUCGCUGGAGUCUCCUGGUCAGUCGGGGAGGAAGCUCAGCAUCCAGGCUCUGCUGCACUCACAGGGCCUGCAGGCCUCCGGAGACCAGGACCAGCAGGACUGUGAGAUCCUGUCCUCUCAGGAGGACAUGUUCGAUGCCGACAAGACUGGUGCUGCAGUGGACAGCACCGUGUCUGAGCCGGAUCAGCAGGGUCGCCCCACCCCGACGCCGGCCAGCAGCCUGAGACUGCUGCACCUGUCAGGACAGGGAACACUGGUGCAGGAGAGUCUGUCCCAGAGCUCUGUUGAAUUUGUGGCCCCAACCCCGGACAACUUCUCCACCCCUCUGAUCAUUCCCAGCUCGCCAACCGGACCAGAGAACGAACACGGGGCUGAUGAGCCGAUGGACACUUCACUUCCCCCCGAAGAGCGAGCCGUAGAGAAAGAUGAGCCGAUGGAGACAGAGGCAGCCUCCAAGCCACACCCCUCCGCCUCCACCCCCGUCUCCCAGAAUUCACCUGGUUUUGUGUUGGAGCGAACUCUCUCUAUACCGUCCCAGCCCGAGUUCUCUCAUGACGUGUUUGUCCCGACGCAGAGCCAGGAGACUCCGCAGCAGUCGGACAAGAAGACGGCACCGCUGCCUCCAGAGACUCAGUCUCAACAUCUGGAUCCAGCUGCUUUCAGUUUGCCCCUGCAGCUCUCCGUCAACACGCAGGACAACAGCUCGGCCCUGAAGGUGUCUGAACACCUGGAGGAGGACAGUCAGGCCACACAGAUCGAGGAGCCGGAGGAGCCGCCCGACUCCGUCAGCUCACAGCAGAGGAGCGAGAGCAACGGUGUCCCUGCAGAGCCGCAGACCGCCACCAGUUCCAAAGCUUCCACCUCGGCUGAAUCACAGAAGCCUUGCGACGGCGAAUGUGCCAAGAACGAGCCGUGCAACCUGUCGCAGACGUCCGACGUGCACAAAAAGACGGCAGCUGCAUUGAAUGUACAGAACGUGAAUGUAAAAGACGGUCAGAGUGCGAGCUCUGCAGACGUCGUGUCCUGCUCGCAACCAAAGUCUGACCUGACUGUGAACAGCUGCGUGCAGGAGACGCCACCGGACACAAGUUUGCCCUCGCAGUCCGUCAUCUCUCAGACAGCUUCUGCAGAUGUGGUGAAGAGUUCUGCAGACUCCAAGAAGGACGGAGCGAAGAGUCCACCCGGUAAACCUUUAUCGCAGAGGAGUGGGGCGGUCGGAAACAGUCAGGCAGUCAUAGAGGUGAUGGAGGGUGGAGCAGAAGAGGAGGAGGUGAUGGAGGAGGAGAACACAGUGGGUGCCGAGGCCUCAGGAGCCGCUCUGGUCCUCUCUCAGAGCCAGGUGUUGUCUCCGGAGCCCAUGGAGGAGGAGGACAGCGUCAUUAUCGUCACGGACAGCGAGAGAGACUCCCAGCUCCUUCAGAAAGACGGGACGCCGCAGCAGUCAAAGAACAGCAGCUCCCAGCCGCUCAGAGGCAAAGUGUCCGUCUCCACCAACGGCCACGAGGCUCAGGCCAAGAAGGCAAACACGCCUCCUGAUAGGCUCUCCCAGACUGAGAGGGCGGGGCCUGAACCAGAGGGGCUCAAAGACAAGAGUCUGAGUGACAGCUCGGGAGAAAUCUCCUUCCACUUCACACUUCCUAAAGAAGGAGAGCUGAUUGGUCCUGUCGUCGGAGCCACGCCCCCUCUGAUCAGCCAGCUGAAGCAGACGCUGAGACACAGCACGCCCAUCGAGAUCUCUUCCUUUUCCGACAAGUCUGGCGUGGUAGGAGAUGUGUCUGCAGACGGGGCGAUGGCAGCCAGCGACAUCGUCUCGGGGGAGAGCGGGGACGACUCGACGGAGAGAGGUGACGGGAAGCUGAGCCUGAGGAUGAAGCUGGUGACUCCGGUGGAGGAGGGCAGCUCGGAGCGCUUCAGCCUGCAGAAGCCCGCACUGUCGGAUGAGGAUGGAUCUGUUGUCAAGGUUACCACUGUUGCCAAGGCUGUAACCAGCAGCCCGUCGGUGUUCAGUCGUGUCCGGCAGGUGCACAGGCAGCAGGAGGCGAGGGAGGACAGCCAGGCUGCAGCCAACAACACACCUGUCAGAGCGGAGCUGUUCGCCUCGCCUCAGAGGAGCUCGCAGACGUCCUCUCUGGGAUGCAACAGCCUUCCAAACAGCCAAUCAGAGCCAGCGCCGCAGGAGUCCCCCGGCAAAGAUCCUCCAGGACCGCCUCCAGCUCCACGACCUCCGACCCCGAACAGGACGGACGGCAGACAGAAAGCUCCUCCGCAGACCGCCGACAACACGGUGACGUCCAGUCCGUCCAACAAGCUCCGGCAGCGGACUGUCUCCCAGCAGACGAGCUUCGACGGCCCGGGGCUGCGCUCGCCGGCCGCCAGGGGUGAACCAGAGUCUCCGUCCUUCAGAAGAGCCGCGGCGCCCGCACACCGCAGACACGUGCGCACCAUCCAGGAGGUCCGCACCACCAUCACACGGAUCAUCACAGACGUUUACUACGAGGACGGGAAAGAGGUCGACCGCAAAGUCACAGAGGAGAACGAGGAGCCUGUGGUGGACUGUCAAGUGUUGGACGGAGACAUCUCUCCGUGCCGCACCGGCAGCAGCUCGGUGACCUCCGGUGACCUCGCCGACAUCAGCUCUCUGUCCUCCAAGACGUCCAGCCUGCAGCACAGCUCCGGAGGAACCAGCAGCAGCGGCUUCACCAGGCCAGACUUCCUGAUGCCGCCCAGCCGAGGGACCGCUUCCUCCAGAGGAGGUGUGGCCUCCCUGCUGAGGCUCGGCCCUCACGGCCAGCCGCACUCCUCCUCGGAGGAGGAGCCGUACACCCGCAUGCUCCCGCCGCGCCUCCCCGUCAGCCCCACGGACCCCGAGCUGCCCAGCCACUCCGACUCCCUCAGGUCGUCCCCGGAGGAGGCGAGCUCGGCCGGGAGCAGCUUCGUCGGCCUGCGCGUGGUCGCCAAGUGGUCGUCCAAUGGCUACUUCUACUCGGGCCGCAUCAUCAAAGACGGCGGGGAGAGCCGGUUCCGCCUGCGGUUCGAUGACGGGUACGAGUGCGAGGUGGCGGGGAAGGACAUCCUGCUGUGUGACCCCAUCCCCCUGGAGACGGAGGUCACCGCUCUGCUGGAGGACGAGUACUUCAGUAUCGGUGUGGUGCGGGGCCAUAAAACAGAGGGCCAGGAUCUGUUCUACAGCGUGGAGAGGGACGGCCAGCGGCAGUGGUACAACCGGACCGCCGUCAUCCUGUCUCUGGAGCAGGGAAACAAGCUGAGGGAGCAGCACAGCCUGGGGCCCUAUGAGCCCUCCACGCCCCUGGCCAAGGCCUCCGACAUCAGCCUCGAUAACCUGGUGGAGGGGAAGAGGAGGCGCAGAGCAGAACAGAACACUCCCAACCGCAGCUCCUCCAGCAGCCCGCGGUCCCCCGGACCCUCAGGCAAAAGGAAGCUGAUGACCUUUGAGGACGGACGGACGCCGGCCAAGAGAGGCCGCAGGGGAGCGGCCGCCAGAGCCGCUCAGCGGAUCGGGCUGUGUAACACCUCCGGCAGCGGCACGGAUCAGCCCGGUCAGUCUGGUGACGUGGAGGAGACUCACGGCCCGCUGCCCCAGAACACGACUCUCUUUAUGGGCUUCGCCUUCAUGCUGACCGCCUCGUCCGAGAUCGACCGGCUGACCAACAAGCACGCCAUCGACGACGAGGACGGUGAGGCCGACGAUUACGUGCAGACGGGUCCAUAUAACAAAGCUUACACAGAGUCGCAGCUGCAGGCAGGCGGAGGAUUCGUCCUGCCCGACUUCAAUGAAGAACAGUGUAAGGCAGCUUACCAGAGCCUGCUCAUCGCAGACCAGCACUGUCGCACGAGGAAGUACCUGCUGUGUUUGGCGAGCGGCGUGCCAUGUGUGUCGCACCUCUGGGUACGAGACUGCUGCAAAGACAACAAGCUGCUCAACUACAGGAACUACCUGCUGCCCGCCGGCCUGGGGCCCGACGAGGCCAUCGUAGAGUGGCAUCCACGCUGCACCCCGUUCAAGUCUCUGCGGGUCCUCCUUGUGUUUGAGAAGCCGGUGGAGCUCUGGGCGCAGCUGAUCACGAUGGGCGGAGGUUCUUCAGUCCGACAGUUCCAGGCAGACAAAGAUGGCUCAGACAUUCCUGCUGGCAAGUAUGACGUGGUGGUGACAGACCAUGCCUGUCCGCCAUUGGUAGAGAAGAACGUGACAUCACAGGAAGUCCCGCUGGUGUCUCCGGAGUGGCUCAUCCACAGUGUGAUCCGCGGGGAGCGUCUGGGUUUCCACAGCAAGCCUCAGUACCGCCACGACUACUCCUCGUCCUCCUCAUAAUCGACUCCGCGUGUUCGAAAUGCCUUCGACCAUGUUAAAUGUUCCGCGUUAGUUCUGUUGCAUGCUCUGCUGUAUAUACCUUUAUCCUGUCUGUUUUUAUGGGAUAAUAAAUUGUGACCCUUGUUUCAUUUUAA